Hordeum vulgare subsp. vulgare (domesticated barley) is the source of this 3456-nucleotide messenger RNA. RefSeq names its product pentatricopeptide repeat-containing protein At2g22070. The transcript has 2 exons. The record is from RefSeq and is a predicted model, not a curated record. Gene Ontology annotation, molecular function: RNA binding; protein binding; zinc ion binding. Bases 16 to 2424 code for a protein of 802 amino acids. Gene Ontology annotation, biological process: RNA modification. Lineage: Eukaryota; Viridiplantae; Streptophyta; Magnoliopsida; Poales; Poaceae.
UAACUUUCCCGCGACAUGCGAGAUGCCGCCGCCCUGGACCUGGAGCCCCACGCCGGGCCGCCGCGGACGGCGCUGGCCGCCGCCGCCGACCACUGCGCGCGCCUCCUGCGUCUCUGCGGCGCGGCCGCCAACCCGGGCGCCGGGCGCGCCGUCCACGCGCGCGCCGUCAAGGUCGGCCUCCUCGCCAGCGCCUACCUCUGCAACAACCUCCUCUCCUACUACGCCGCCGCCGGAGGAGGCGGCGGCCUCCGGGAGGCGCGGCGCCUGUUCGACGAGGUCCCCGCGGCGCGGCGGAACGUGUUCACGUGGAACUCGCUGCUGUCGGCCUACGCCAAGUCGGGCCGCCUGGCCGACGCGCGCGCCGUGUUCGCGGAAAUGCCCGAGCGCGACGCCGUGUCGUGGACCGUCAUGGUCGUGGGGCUCAACCGCGCCCGCCGCUUCUGGGAGGCCGUCGAGGCGUUCCUGGACAUGGUUGGGGACGGGCUGGCGCCGACGCAGUUCACGCUCACGAACGUGCUCUCCUCGUGCGCGGCCGUGGAGGCUGGCGGGGCCGGGAGGAGGGUGCACUCCUUCGUCGUCAAGCUCGGCCUGGGCGGCUGCGUGCCUGUGGCCAACUCGGUGCUCAACAUGUACGGCAAGUGCGGGGACGCCGAGACGGCGAGGGCCGUGUUUGAAAGGAUGCCGCUGCGGAGCGUGUCGAGCUGGAACGCCAUGGUGUCGCUGGACGCGCGUCUGGGGAGGAUGGACCUUGCCGUGUCCUUGUUCGAGACCAUGCCGGACCGGACCAUCGUCUCAUGGAACGCAAUCAUCACGGGGUACAACCAGAACGGGCUUGACGCCAAGGCAUUGCGGUUCUUCUCGCGGAUGCUGCGGGAUUCUUCUUCCAUGGUGCCGGAUGAAUUCACAAUCACCAGUGUACUGUCAGCCUGCGCCAACCUUCGUAUGGUGAGCAUAGGAAAGCAGGUGCACGCAUACAUCUUGACAAGCGGAAUGCCGUGUGUCGGUCAGGUCACCAAUGCGCUCAUCUCAAUGUAUGCCAAGUCCGGCAGUGUCGAGAAUGCCAGGGGGGUGAUGGACCAGGCAGUGGUGGCCGAUCUGAAUGUGAUAUCCUUCACUGCUCUCCUGGAAGGCUAUGUUAAGCUUGGCGAUAUGAAGCGUGCAAGGGAGAUCUUCGAUGUUAUGAGUGAUCGAGAUGUCGUCGCCUGGACUGCGAUGAUCGUCGGCUACGAGCAGAAUGGUCACAACGACGAGGCUAUGGAGCUCUUCAGGUCAAUGAUCAGAAGCGGACCAGACCCAAACAGCUAUACUCUUGCUGCUGUUCUUAGCGUCUGCGCGAGCCUGGCGUGCCUUGACUACGGCAAGCAGAUCCACUGCAAGGCCAUCAGGUCACUGCAGGAGCAAUCCAGCUCCGUCAGCAACGCCAUCGUCACCAUGUACGCAAGGUCAGGCAGCCUGCCAUUGGCCAGGAGGGUGUUUGGUCAGGUCCGCUGGCGCAAGGAGACGGUGACAUGGACGUCGAUGAUCGUAGCCUUGGCGCAGCAUGGCCUGGGAGAAGAUGCCGUUGGCCUGUUUGAAGAAAUGCUUCGUGUCGGCGUGGAGCCGGACCGGAUAACCUAUGUGGGCGUGUUCUCGGCGUGCACCCACGCCGGCUUUGUAGACCAAGGGAGGAUGUACUACCAGCAGAUGCAGGACAAGCACAGCAUUGCGCCUGAGAUGAGCCACUACGCGUGCAUGGUCGACCUGCUCGCCCGCAGCGGUCUGCUCUCCGAGGCUCAGGAGUUCAUCCGGCAGAUGCCAGUGGAGCCCGACGCGAUAGCCUGGGGGGCACUUCUCUCAGCCUGCAGAGUGCACAAGAACGCAGAGCUGGCGGAGCUCGCGGCGGAGAAGCUGUUGUCGAUCGACCCUGGCAACAGCGGUGCCUACUCGGCCCUCUGCAAUGUCUACGCCGCCUGCGGGAGGUGGGGCGACGCGGCGAAGACCUGGAAGCGGAGGAAGGACGGGGCUGUGAGGAAGGAGACGGGGUUCAGCUGGACGCACGUGCGUGGCAGGGUCCAUGUCUUUGGGGCGGACGACACCCUGCACCCGCAGAGGGAGGCUGUCUACAGGAUGGCUGCCAAGACGUGGCAGGAUAUCAAGAAGGCAGGCUUCAUCCCGGACCUCCAGUCGGUCCUGCACGACGUCGACGACGAGCUCAAGGAGGAGAUGCUGAGCCGGCACAGCGAGAAGCUCGCCAUCGCGUUCGGCCUCCUGGCCACGCCGGAGGGCAUGACGCUGCGGGUCAUGAAGAACCUGCGGGUGUGCAACGACUGCCAUACGGCGAUCAAGUUCAUCUCCAAGGUCGCGGACAGGGAGAUCAUCCUUCGGGAUGCCACCAGGUUCCACCAUUUCAGGGAUGGGCUGUGCUCGUGCAAAGAUUAUUGGUAGGAGGAAUUUUUGGUUCCCAGGGAAGGAGGAAUUUUUGUUUGUUGGUUCAUUCUGGCAGAUCUAACCGACGGGUCUAUGGUGCAUACAUAUCAGCACUCUGCGGUAUUCCAGAUGGAUCACCUGGCCCAAAUGGGUUCCGGCUAAAUUUUACCAAAAAUUCUGGGAACUCAUCAAGUGGGAUUUGAAAUCUUUGCUUGAUGACUUUCAUAGUGGACAAAUAGAUAUCUCUAGGCUUAGUUAUGGCUUAGUUACCUUGAUCCCAAAAUGCAAGGAUGCUAAAGGAAUACAAAAGUUUAGACCCGCUUGUCUCCUCAAGAUGUUCUGAAGAAUGGAUGGUACUAUGUUAAAUUUAGAAGAACCUUAUGUGGGGGGUGAUACUCCGACUCUUUGGGAGAGUAUUCAGGAACCUUGUGCAGAAACAGACCUUGCUGAUUGUGAUGGCGUGGAGAUGGUUUCUGUUAGUUACUGUGGCUCCUGGCAUGGAAUAUAAUGAAAUGCGCAUUUGGCUUUGGCCAAGUUUCUGAUGCUGUGAGUGAACUCUUUGGUUCCUGGCUCCCCAGUUUUAAGAAGCAUGAAAGGAAGUUGAUUGUGGCUGCUUGAGGUGGCGUCCAUUUUGUGGACGAUUUGGAAAUGCUGGGAUCGUGCUUGCUUUGAGAAUGAGAUUGGUGAUCCUGAUGUGGUGGUCCAUCUAGUUGAAUACUGGCUUAACUCAUGGUUUAUUUUGCAGAUAAAACAGGUGAAUCGCGAGGCGCUGACCUGGGGAGUAGCGCUAUUCGAGCAAAUAGCAAAUGAGGUGCCUGGUUGAUGCAUUCUACUGCUGGGACUUCACAAGAAGGAUGGGAGAUUUAAAUGCAGCCUCUUGCAUCUUUUGUUCACUUUGCUCGCAGUUUUUCAUCGGGUCUGUAACAAAUGUCUGCUGCUGUUUUGCGCCCAGUCCAGGGUUGUGGGAUUUGUUUUGCCUCCAAGUGCUAAAAAGACAUUGGGUUUCAUGCUAGUAAGCGUGCACGUAUAAUCGCAGGAAUUCUUUCAAUA